Leptosia nina is the source of this 1011-nucleotide messenger RNA. NCBI's taxonomy places the organism in Eukaryota, Metazoa, Arthropoda, Insecta, Lepidoptera, Pieridae. The record is from the annotation of a GenBank genome assembly.
AUGUUCUCUCAAGUUCUUGUGAUAGGUGCUGUCAUCGUCGCGGCCCAAGCUGGACUCUUGGGUCUUGGACGUGGUCAACACGGCGCCUUACCAUACGCAGGCGCCGGAUACAACAAUUACAAUGGGGCGUUUGCACCCCACGCGGGAUACGCUGGAUCUCUAGCUCAACCUGAUCCCUGGGCUAAUGCUAAUCCUCUAUUCAACGGAGCUUUAGCUCGUGGCAACCCUCUUGCCCACAAUGGGCUUUUGGGACAUGCUUCUCCUUUGGGGCAGCUACCUUAUAACCAUGGCGUUCCUUCUGCAUUAGGAUAUUCAUCUCUCCCUCACAAUGGCGCCCUUAAUCGCCCUCAUGGUGCUCCUGGCUACGGUAAUGCCUUUGGUCGUGCUAUUUCUCACGUAGACAGAACUGAUGUUUUACCAGCUUCAGGUUUUGCUGGACAAAUCGCAGCCGGGCCUGCAGGUCAUCCUGGUUCCCUUGCUCUUGGGGGACCUUUAGCUCACGCAGGACCUUUCGCUAAUGCAGGGCCCUUAGCUCAUGCAGGUUCCUUAGCCCACCCUGCAUCGUUCCCUCAUCCGGCUGCCCUUGCUCAUCCAGCAUCCUUCGGUCAUCCAGCGCCCUUUGCUGCAGGUAACUUAGCUCAUACCGCUCCAUUGUCCCAUGUGUCAAACAUUGUUCAUCCAGCUCCUUUGGCCCGUGCUGGUCCCUUAGCUCAAGCUGGACCCCUAGCUCUUGCUGGACCUUUAGCUCAUGCUGGACCCUUAGCUCACCCCGCUCCCUUAGCCCAUUCCGCCCCCUUGGCACACGCUGGACCAUUAGCCCAUCCAGCUCCACUUAACUACGGUGCGCCUUUAGCCCACAGUACUUUGGGCAACCCUCUAUUGAACUCAGCUGCCCCUCUGGGUCACGCCGCGGCUCUUGGAAACGGUCUUGGCAGAUACGGUUACGCAAGACAAUACGCUGGAGCUGAAAACUAUUCCGUAAGUACUCCUACUAUCUAUCCUUUAUGCUAA